This is a messenger RNA of Balaenoptera ricei (Rice's whale), 1426 nucleotides long. RefSeq names its product coagulation factor VII (gene F7). The record is from RefSeq and is a predicted model, not a curated record. The transcript has 8 exons. Gene Ontology annotation, biological process: blood coagulation; proteolysis. Gene Ontology annotation, cellular component: extracellular region. NCBI's taxonomy places the organism in Eukaryota, Metazoa, Chordata, Mammalia, Artiodactyla, Balaenopteridae. Bases 31 to 1374 code for a protein of 447 amino acids. Gene Ontology annotation, molecular function: calcium ion binding; serine-type endopeptidase activity.
UCAACAGACUAAGCGACCCAGGGCCUCGCCAUGGUUCCUCGGCUCCGGGGGUUGGCCCUCCUCUACCUUCUGCUUGGCCUGCGGGGGUCCCUCGUGGCAGUCUUUGUCUCCCAGGAGCAAGCCCACAGCGUCCUGCACCGGCCCCGGCGCGCCAACUCGUUGCUGGAGGAACUGUGGCCGGGGUCCCUGGAGCGCGAGUGCAGGGAGGAGCUCUGCUCCUUCGAGGAGGCCCGGGAGAUCUUCAGGAGCGAGGAGAGGACGAAUCAGUUCUGGAUUUCUUACAACGACGGGGACCAGUGCGCCUCCAGGCCCUGCCAGAACGGGGGCUCCUGCGAGGACCAGCUCCAGUCCUACCUCUGCUUCUGCCUGGAUGGCUUCGAGGGCCGGAACUGUGAGACGAACAAGAAGAGCCAGCUGAUCUGCCCGAAUGACAACGGGGGCUGUGAGCAGUUCUGCAGGGGUGACGUGGAGGCUGGGCGCACCUGCUGGUGCCACGAGGGCUACGCGCUGCAGGCGGACGGGGUGUCCUGCACGCCCACAGUUGAAUAUCCGUGCGGAAAAAUGCCUGUUCUGGAAAAAAGAAACGACAGCAACCCCCAAGGCCGAAUCGUGGGUGGUCACGUCUGCCCCAAAGGAGAGUGUCCCUGGCAGGCCAUGCUGAAGCUGAAUGGGGCGCUGCUGUGCGGGGGCUCCCUGCUCGACACCGUCUGGGUGGUCUCCGCAGCCCACUGUUUCGACAGACUCAGAAGCUGGAGGAACCUGACGGUGGUGCUGGGCGAGCACGACCUCAGCCAGGACGAGGGUGACGAGCAGGCGCGGCAGGUGGCUCAGGUCAUCGUCCCCGACAAGUACGUCCGGGGCAAGACGGACCACGACCUGGCCCUGCUCCGCCUGGCGCGGCCCGUGGCCCUCGGCGACCACGUGGUGCCCCUCUGCCUGCCCGAGCCGGCCUUCGCCGAGGGGACGCUGGCCUUCGUGCGCUUCUCGGCCGUCAGCGGCUGGGGCCAGCUCCUGGAGCGCGGCGCCACGGCCCGCCGGCUCAUGGCCGUGCACGUGCCCCGGCUCCUGACCCAGGACUGCCGGCAGCAGUCGCGCAGGAGGCCCGGCGGCCCCGUCGUCACCGACAACAUGUUCUGCGCCGGCUACACGGACGGCAGCAAGGACGCCUGCAAGGGGGACAGUGGGGGCCCGCACGCCACCCACUUCCAGGGCACCUGGUACCUGACGGGCGUCGUCAGCUGGGGCGAGGGCUGCGCGGCCGCCGGCCACUUCGGCGUCUACACCCGGGUCUCCCAGUACACGGCCUGGCUCCGCCGGCUCAUGGGCUCCCCGCCGCCCUCGGGGGGCCUUGUCCGGGCCCCGCUGCUGCCCUAGCGCCCGCCCCGCAAAUAAAGCCGCCGUGUGUGCCCGGUCUUCGCGCACCAAA